Acanthosepion pharaonis is the source of this 1257-nucleotide messenger RNA. Lineage: Eukaryota; Metazoa; Mollusca; Cephalopoda; Sepiida; Sepiidae. The record is from the annotation of a GenBank genome assembly.
AUGUUACAGUGCUAUAAUUAUCUUUACCUGUCACUGAAUCAUUCAAUCUCAUUCCAUCUAUCUAUCUAUCUAUCUAUCUAUCUAUCUAUCUAUCUAUCUAUCUAUCUAUCUAUCUAUCUAGCCCAUCAGUCAUUUCUUAUCUAUCUAUCUAUCUAUCUAUCUAUCUAUCUAUCUAUCUAUCUAUCUAUCUAUCUCUCCACUCUUUCAUUUCCAUUUUUCCCUUCUCACAUUGUCAUUUCUUUUUUUCCUUCCUCUAUUUUCGAUUUUGUCUCUAAAUUGUUUCUUUUUCUUCUUUUCUUUCUUUUUCUUCCUUGGUACAUUCUUUCUUUCUUUCUUUCUUUCUUUCUUUCUUUCAUAUCGUUUGUUCUUUCUUUUACUUUCUCGGCAUUUAUUUUUCUUUCUUUCUUCUUAGCGCGUUUCUUUUUUAAUUUCAUCUUUCAUUCUUUCUUUCUUUCUUUCUUUCUUUCUUUCUUUCUUUCUUUCUUCUCCUUUUGUUUCUUUCUUUCUUUCGUUCUUUCUUUCUUUCUUUCUUUCUUUCUUUCUUUCUUUCUUUCUCUCAUCUCAGUUUCUUUCUUUCUUUCUUUCUUUCUUUCUUUCUUUCUUUCUUUCUUUCUUUCAUCUCCGUUUCUUUCUUUCUUUCCUUGGUACACUCUUUGUUUCUUUAUUAUUUCUAUCUUUCUGUUACUUAGAGUUUCUUUCUUUCUUUCUUUCUUUCUUUCUUUCUUUCAUCUCCGUUUCUUUCUUUCUUUCCUUGGUACACUCUUUGUUUCUUUAUUAUUUCUAUCUUUCUGUUACUUAGAGUUUCUUUCUUUCUUUCUUUCUUUCUUUCUUUCUUUCUUUCAUCUCCGUUUCUUUCUUUCUUUCCUUGGUACACUCUUUGUUUCUUUAUUAUUUCUAUCUUUCUGUUACUUAGAGUUUCUUUCUUUCUUUCUUUCUUUCUUUCUUUCUUUUCUUUCUUUCAUCUCCGUUUCUUUCUUUCUUUCCUUGGUACACUCUUUGUUUCUUUAUUCUUUCUUUCUGACUUUCUUACUCUUUCUCUCCCCCCCCCCUCUCUCUCUCUCUCUCUCAAUUUCUUGUAUUUUGGUGUUUCUUCCUUCCUUCCUUCCUUCCUCCCUUUCUUCGCGUUUCUUCUUCUUCUUUUUCUUCUUCUUCUUUUUCUUCUUCUUCUUCAUUUUCUUUCUUUCUUUCUUUCUUAUUUACGUUUCUUUCUUCUAUUUUAGCGUUCCUUCCUUCCUUCCUUUCUUUCUGUCUUUCUAA